CCUCCCCCCCCCUUUCUUCUCUUCUCAAAGACUUGUUCAUAUAAUCCACACACACACAAACAAACAACCUCUUACAGAGCAACCUCACUCUCUUACAAACCCUCUACCAAACGAAAAACAAACCCACACAACCUACAAUCAAGAUGAAGUUCGCCGCUACCAUCACCGCCCUCUCCGCUUUCGUCGCCUCUGCCGCCGCCCAGGGCAUCCAGAUCGCUCAACCCCCCAACUUCGUUACCUGCCAGCCGGGACGAAUCUCGUGGACCGGCGGUGAAGCUCCUUUCUUCUUGUCCAUCCUCCCCGGUGGAAACACCGCUGCCACUCCUUUGGUCGACUUGGGUCAGCAGAGCAGCAACGUCUACGUCUGGAACGCCAACGUCCAGCCCGGCCAGGACAUCACCGUCCGAAUCUCGGACUCUCAGGGAAUUGUCCAGUACUCUUCCCAGAUCCCCGUCAUUGCCGGAUCCGACACCAGCUGUGUCGGCCAGGCCAUCGCUGGUACCUCGGCCGGUUCCACCGUCGCCGUCACUAGCACUGGUACCGCCCCAGUCUCUACCGUAGCUUCCUCCGCCGCCUCGGCUGCUGCCUCUUCCGCCGCCGCUUCGUCGUCCUCGGCUGCCUCUUCCGGUGCUGGUGGUGUUGUUGGAGGUGCCACCUCUGCCAUCUCUUCCGCCGUCGCUUCCGCUUCCAGCGCCGCCUCGUCGGUCCGAUCUUCGGCCUCUUCCGUCGUCAGCAGCGUCACCGGUGCCGGUGCCACUUCCAGGCCCGCUUCCAGCACCGUUUCUCCCUCCGGCACCCAGACCAACACUGCUGCCGGUUCGACCUCCAGCCCUGCCAACGCUGCUUCUGCCCAGUCUAUCGGAGGAGCCGGUGCCAUGCUUGUCGGUGCCAUCGGUGCCGUCGUCGCCUUGUUCUAGAUGUACGGCUAAGCCAAGGAGAGUCUGGAUCUCAUGUUCGCAUGACGCGACGAGGUCUUCGGGCCGAAUCGAGCAAUGCGGGGAUGAGCUAGAUUCUCCGACGAGGUCAGGCAAGACCGGCCCUCCAUGGGUCGGGAUGGUCAGCCUUGUGCCUUGAAUGUUUCCUCAUUUCUCUUCUGUUGGCUCGUUUCCUACAUUGUUUCCUUCCUUUCUUCGUUGAGACCUCCUAUGGAACGUUUAUUUCUUACAUUAUAUUAUCGUUACCUUGGGG
This is a messenger RNA of Filobasidium floriforme, 1188 nucleotides long. RefSeq lists its product as uncharacterized. The coding region runs from base 144 to 917 and encodes 257 amino acids. Lineage: Eukaryota; Fungi; Basidiomycota; Tremellomycetes; Filobasidiales; Filobasidiaceae. The transcript has 6 exons. The record is from RefSeq and is a predicted model, not a curated record.